AUGGCACCCACACUGCCCCCGUUUGCGCCGUUCCCAGAAGCCCCAUGGAGAGAUCACAUCGUCCCCGAGGAGUGGGAGGCCUGUCUUUCGCUCUGGCUCGCUCUGGCCGAAGCCCACUUGGCUCUACCGACGUCUGACUUUGAAAGGCUGUCAGCCAAGGACGAGUCCAUUUCAGCAUUCCUGUCGCCAUUCGUGAAGGAAAUUGCUGCCUCGGGGAUUACUAUCUUAGGUUCUUCACCAACAGCAUCAUCUUUACUUCGGCAGAGCUACGCCUUGGCAACUCGUCUUCUGAGGUCUAGUAAUGUGCUGCCUAAUCUAUUGCAGUGGCCAUUCUUAUCCGACUUCAGCAAAGCUUAUGGCAAGAAAAGGGUAUCCGUCGUGUUAUCUGACGUUUUCAAAAGUCACACUCUGGUUUUGGAGACAUCGCUUCAUGGGCUGAAGAAGUCUCUUAUUCUGGCCCUAGAUUCAGGAAUCAAAGGCGAUCUCAGGAUACCAGAAGCUCAUCUGAAGCGUCUUAAUCACCUGAUCCACGCCUCACCUGACACGGCAGCUUUAUUCUUAGCAGGGAGCGACUUUCUCGACGGUCUAAUAAGCUGUUAUAAGAUCAUGAAUCCACCGUUACGAAAGGCUAUCAUCACUACCGCAUAUUUGUGUCUCAUAGGUAUCACUGAGGGAGAACCGCCCAAGUAUACCAUUCUCUCAGACCAACUCUAUUCGUUAAAAGCCGCCGCCGACGCCCACAAGGCCGGCCCAACCAGUGGUAACGACUCCAUGGUCGCCGAGUUGGUCACCGUGACUCCGAUCUUGAAGCAAGUACAGCAUCGGCUAGAACAGUCCGGCUCCACCAACACGAGAAUAAAGUCCGUCAUUUCCGCACUCGAGGUUUUCAAGAAACCCGGAGGCAACGUUCGGCCAAAGAAGCCCAUUAAGCGCAAGAUUGAUAAAGGAAAGGGGGUCAUGACGGAGGAAGAUGAUGACGAAAUUGGCCAGCUCCGUGUUCACAGGAUGAGCCAAAUUUCUCAGAUUCAGGAUCUCUUUCCCGAUCUUGGAUCUGGCUUCAUCUCUAAACUCCUAGAUGAGUACCAGGACAGUUCUGAACAAGUAAUUGCACAUCUACUUGAGGAUGAUCUGCCGCCGCAACUGGCACAGGCAGAUCGUACCAAAGAACUGUCGCCUGAAAGGACUAGACGACGGAGAAGUAGCUUGGCACCGCGGUCGACGCCACCUCAGGUGCCAGUACGUCACAACGUUUUUGACGAUGAUGAGUUUGAUCAACUCGCAGUUGAUGUCUCCAACUUGCACUUUGGCAAGAGGCACCAGGAUAGGACGGCGGAUGAUGUCUUGAAAGAUCGAUCAACUGCACCAAAUAAGGCCGCGAUUCUAUCUGCACUCUCUCUGUUUGACGCUGACGACGAUGAGAGAGACGACACGUACGACGCGGCUGACGCUGGUUUCACGGUCAAUGAUGCGCUGGCUGAUGAUGCCGACGAUCAGAAGCGCAAGGACGUCAACGAAGAAACCCUGUUCAAGGCUUAUCAAACGGACUCAAAGCUGUUCAACAGAGAUUCCGACACUCGAAGAAGCAAUUACCGGACGAAGCUGAAGCAGGAUACGGGCAUGACCGAUGAAGCUAUUGAAGGCUGGGCCGUGAUGCUGAGCCGCAAUCCGCAGCAGCUGAAGUCUUUGGAGAUGAAGUACAGCGCGGCGAACUCCUUCAGAGGCAACCAACCGACACUUGCACCGACUGCAUGGAGGGCAAGCCCGGCUGGAUCAGGGACUGAGGAUUCCGGCGCAGAAGCCAGUGGCUCCAAUGCCAGAGGUGGCUUCCGUGGACGAGGCAGAGGAAGAGGACGCGGAGGCGGCCGUGGAGGCAAUGUCGCUGGUCCAACGGGCGAGAAGGGGACUGAGUCCGCCCGGCGAAACAAGGAGGCCAAUAAGUCCUCGCGAGCAAAUCACAACCGCCGUGCUGGGCGCGCAAAGAAAAUGGCGCAAGUCGGCCUUCCUGGUUGA
Molecule: messenger RNA, 2010 nt
Organism: Neoarthrinium moseri
Lineage: Eukaryota; Fungi; Ascomycota; Sordariomycetes; Amphisphaeriales; Apiosporaceae
Exons: 2
Coding region: 1-2010 (669 amino acids)
Molecular function (GO): ubiquitin binding
Source: RefSeq, a predicted model, not a curated record